Molecule: messenger RNA, 1909 nt
Organism: Ceraceosorus guamensis
Lineage: Eukaryota; Fungi; Basidiomycota; Exobasidiomycetes; Ceraceosorales; Ceraceosoraceae
Product: putative mitogen-activated protein kinase MpkA
Exons: 9
Coding region: 371-1753 (460 amino acids)
Biological process (GO): intracellular signal transduction; protein phosphorylation
Cellular component (GO): cytoplasm; nucleus
Molecular function (GO): ATP binding; MAP kinase activity
Source: RefSeq, a predicted model, not a curated record
CGUGACUCUGCACGAUGAAGCGCAAUCAAGGAGAGAAGCUAGAAGCCGUCGUCGAUCCUGUAUCCACAGCUUCUCGACUGUUCAUCGCGUGCUGUGCACACCAGACGUACGUGAUAAUCGAAGCAGCCACCAUCAUUCGAUCGUCACAGCCACCUGCCACCUCAUCCUCAAGCCAACCUCGGAACUCCUCCGGCCGCUAUUGUCUUCGUGACCUCAGCAGUCUGUCUGGCUUUGCGUGUCCAUACUCUCUCAAAAGCGGCUCGCUUGAUUCGCAGACGACCCACACUUGCCCCAGCAGCUCCAAGACUCAGUGACUAUCGGCGCAUCCUGCUCAUCCUGACAUCAUCACAAUCCCAACCCCAACGUCAAGAUGUCUACGGCCCCUCAAACCAGCGCGGUCCCGUCCAUCCCGGGUGCACCUCACCGUACAGCGUACACUGUCCUCUCGCAGACAUUCUUGAUCGAUUCGGCCUACGAGAUUUCCAAAGAAUUAGGCCAAGGAGCGUAUGGAUGUGUGGCUCAUGCGACUCAUAAGGCUACGGGUGAAGGAGUGGCCAUCAAAAAGAUUACAAAUGUCUUUAGCAAGAGGAUCUUGACGAAGAGAGCUCUGCGUGAGAUCAAACUUCUGAGACAUUUCAGGGGACAUAAGAACAUCACUUGUCUGUACGAUAUGGACAUCAUCAACCCCAACGAUUUCAACGAAGUCUAUCUGUACGAAGAGCCCAUGGAGGCUGAUCUUCACGCCAUCAUUCGAUCUGGACAACCGCUUUCGGACGCACACUUCCAAUCUUUCAUCUAUCAGACGCUGUGCGGUCUGAGAUAUAUUCACUCGGCCAGCGUGCUCCAUCGAGAUCUCAAGCCGGGAAAUCUGCUGGUGAAUGCUGACUGCGAAUUGAAGAUUUGCGAUUUCGGACUGGCUAGAGGUUUCGAGACGGAUGCUGAGUUGGCUGCCAAGGGUGGACAGCCCGCCGGAGGCUUCAUGACCGAAUAUGUCGCUACGCGUUGGUACAGAGCUCCCGAGAUUAUGCUCAGCUUCCAAAACUACACUACAGCGAUCGACAUUUGGUCUGUGGGUUGUAUCCUUGCUGAGCUGCUGGGUGGAAAACCAAUCUUCAAAGGCAGAGACUAUGUCGAUCAGCUCAAUCAGAUCCUGCACUACCUCGGAACACCUUCAGAAGAGACCUUGAGAAGGGUAGGCUCUCCAAGGGCGCAAGAUUACAUUCGCUCCCUUCCUUUCAAAGCUCGCAUUCCGUUUUCUUCCCUAUACCCAAGCGCCAACCCGCUCGCUCUAGAUCUCCUCGAGAAGAUGCUAGCAUUUGACCCCGCUAGACGCAUCAGCUGCUCAGACGCGCUUAGGCAUCCUUACUUGGCAGUCUGGCAUGACCCGGCAGACGAGCCGACUUGCCCUUCAAAGUUUGACUUUGGAUUCGAAAGCGUGGAAGAGGUGGAAGGUAUGAAGAGGCUGAUUUUGGAGGAGGUGUCGAGUUUCAGGAACGAAGUGCGCGUGAGGGCUAGAGCUCAACAGCCAAGAAGGCAGGAAAGUCUGCCUGUUCCUACCCGCGAAGAAUUGCAAAGAUCUUCCCCUACAGACCCGACAGCACCCAACUCGCACCUCAUUGGCGCUUCGUCUGGCAUCAUUCAAGGAGGAGCCACACAGGCCGGAGAAGGCAACGCGGGCCAGGUGCUCGAUGACGCGCAGAUGCUCGAGGAUCCAAGCGAGGCGUUCGAACGAGAGUUGACGAGACAACAAUGAGGUCCUAUUGUCUUUGCAGGGUGGCGAAGACGCAUCGCUUUCUUUUCCAGCACUUUGGGGCGCGAUCUCAGCGUCCAGAUGAGAACUUGUAUAUUUUGGGGCGCGAUCUCAGCGUCCAGAUGAGAACUUGGAAUGAUAUACAUUUUGCCACGUCUU